UCACAAGAUGUGCUCGGUUACAUUUAAAUAAAAGUUAUUGAUAUCCAUGACAGCGAAACAUGUUGUAAUAUUUGUUAAUUCUAUUGUAUUGUUAAAAAGCAAAAUUGUAAGAAACGAUGUUCUGAUACAAGUGCGCGAUAGACAUCUAUAAAUACUGUUUUCUAAUUGGGUUCAUACGAAUAGCCUAUUACAUUACGGUUACUUAAGGUCAUCCGAUUAUUAAACCGAGAUAAUAAUUAUAUGCAAUCUUCGUGCAAAGUGAAUAAAAUCUAUCGCUGACAUUUACAUGUAGUUUUACAUGUGAGAUUUAAACAUUUAUUUGUGGAAUGUACUAAUAGCAUAAGUAAUUUGGUGAAACUACUUUUCGUAUCAAAUUCGUUUCCUCUUACAAUUAUCUUCUGAAUAUUUAAUUGGAUAUUCACUGAUUUAAGAUACUUUCUAAAUACUUUUUACAUGUAGAAAGAACCUACACCUUUGUGUAUCACAUUGAUGAGUUUGUACAAAAAAAGAUCCAAAUAUGCAAAUAUUCACUCUAAAUUUCUUUAUAUAUACACUUUGUGGUAUAUGGCAACCUAUUGAGUGGUCUUCAAAUGUAGCAAAACUAUUGUAUAAUAUAUUUACUUUUAAUGUAAUAUUCUCAGAGUAUUUUUUGGUGUUAACACAAUUUAUGGAUAUAGUUCUUGUUGUCGACAAUAUUGAUGAUUUUGCCACUAAUACUCUAAUGUUCCUGACUAUUGUUGCUGUAUGUUGCAAAGCGACAGUCGUUGUAGUGCGACGAAAUGCAAUCAUCAAUUUGGUACAAGUAUUGUUGAAAACACCGUGUAAACCUCGUAACGAGGAUGAAGCAACAAUACAAACAAAGUUUGAUAAGUUUAUCAGAUCAUAUUCAAUAAAAUACGCACUUAUGGUGACAACCUCCUGUACAGGUGUCACAAUAGGAUCGAUUCUAAAUAUGAUGCAAGGACACUUGCCUUUACGAAUAUGGCUGCCAUUCAAUUUCAAUAUACCUAUAGUGUUCUGGAUUAUAUCUAUUCAUCAGAUUAUAACUCUAAUUUUCGCAGCUGUGAUAAAUGUGGGCUCGGAAACUUUAGUGUUCGGAUUGUUUUUGCAAACAUGUGCGCAGCUUGAAAUUUUAGAAAGUCGUCUUCACAAAUUAGUAAUUAAUAGAACAGUUAGAUAUUUAGAACAUCCAAUCUCUUCAUCGAAUGAAAAUAAAAUGGAAAUAUCGCAGUGCGUACAUCAUCAUCUCAGCAUUUAUAAAUAUGCCAAAAUGGUAAACGUUAUAUUCAAUCAAGUGCUAUUCGUCCAAUUCUUUGGAAGUAUACUGAUAUUAUGUACCAGUGUGUAUUAUAUGUCAACACAUAUUUCUAACCCGUCUGAAGCUGUGACUUAUUUAGUCUACACCAUUGCAAUGUUUAUACAAAUUUACAUUUAUUGCUGGUCUGGAAACGAAGUCAUUCUUAAGAGUACGAAUGUGGGAAAUGCUUUAUACUGCAUGGAUUGGCCACUACUAUCAUUUAACGAAAGAAAAGAAUUGUUGAUAAUCAUGUUACGGAGUACAAUUCCUAUAAAAUUCACUAGCAGCUUCUUAAUAACACUGUCUCUUCAAUCUUACAGCAAUAUCUUAAGAAUGUCGUACACAGCAUUCAAUGUACUUCAAAAGUGAAAUAUAAAUAAUUAUAAGUGUACUUAGGCAUGAUAAUUGUGUAGUUUGUCAUAAAUUAGUUAGUAAAUUCUAAAAUAUUUAUGUACGCAUUUAUUUUAACCUUAUUCUGUAUUACGAUUCUAAGAAUACUGGCACUAAUCCACACAUAUUUAUAUAUAUAUUUUUUUUAUACUGUAGUAUAAUGCAACAGUUUAUUUCAUGCACAACUAAUUUUAGCUUCAGCAUGGAGUCAAGGAAAAGAAGUUUCUC
Molecule: messenger RNA, 1915 nt
Organism: Vollenhovia emeryi
Lineage: Eukaryota; Metazoa; Arthropoda; Insecta; Hymenoptera; Formicidae
Product: putative odorant receptor 71a
Exons: 5
Coding region: 518-1666 (382 amino acids)
Biological process (GO): sensory perception of smell; detection of chemical stimulus involved in sensory perception of smell
Cellular component (GO): plasma membrane
Molecular function (GO): odorant binding; olfactory receptor activity
Source: RefSeq, a predicted model, not a curated record